CGAUCUUCUCAUCAGCCAGGAGAGUCCUCUUUUAGAAACUUAUAAAGAACGUUAACGCUGAUCAUAUUUAACAUUUUCUCUUUUUAGCAACUAUAUGAUGAGUGUCGAGGAAAGUCCCAUUGCAGCCGCAGAUGGUAAUAAUGACAGCAUCUGUUCUCAGAAUGAAACAUCUAAAAUAGACAGGACAUGUUUGGAGACAGAUUCCACAGUCAUGACAAAUGGAAAAAACGAUCCACCUACAGCCCAAAAGUGUAGCACUGAUACUCCUGCCAAACCUCCGAGAUGCACCGAGCUGAAUGGAGCUGCCAACGGACCCUCAUCAGAGGAGACCAAGGCGGUUCCCCUGACGACAGGCGACUUGGCAACAACUUUGGCCCCAGCUGAGCAUCUGUGGAGCUCCAGUAGAGACCAGGCUGUCAAGCUGAGGAUGGAGGGCUCGGGUCCGGGCUCCGAGACUCCCAUCACCGUUCAUCAGAUGUUCCUAGAGACGGUGGAGAGGUUUGGGGAUCAUCCAGCUUUGGUUUUCAAAAAAGAUGGCCUGAAGGUGACCAUGACCUGGAGGCAGUACUACGACCAGUGCUGUGCAGCAGCCAAGAGUUUCCUCAAGCUGGGCCUGGAGCGUUUCCAUGGAGUCGGCAUUCUGGGAUUCAACUCCCCUGAGUGGUUCAUCUCUGACAUCGGCUGCAUCUUUUCAGGGGGUCUGGCUGCUGGUAUUUACACAACCAACUCGGCGGAGGCCUGUCAUUAUGUAGCAGCCAACUGUGAAGCCAACGUCCUGAUAGUGGAAAACCAGAAACAGCUCGAAAAAAUCCUGAAGGUUAAAUAUCAGUUACCUCAUCUGAAAGCGAUUGUCCAGUACAGAGGCGAGCUGCAACAGAAAAUACCACACCUUUACACAUGGGAUGAGUUUAUGAAGUUAGGGGAGGAUGUGUCAAAUGCACAACUGCACACCGUGAUGGACAGCCUGCGGGCCAACGAGUGCUGCACCCUCAUCUACACCUCAGGAACCACUGGAAACCCUAAAGGCGUCAUGCUGAGCCACGACAAUAUCACAUGGACCGCCCGUACCGUGUCCAAGGUAAUCAAUCCAAACUGCGGUGAGGAGGUGCUUGUCAGCUACCUGCCUCUCAGCCAUGUUGCAGCACAAAUGAUCGACAUUUGGUGCUGCAUGAGCCUUGCAGGGACCGCCCAUUUUGCAGAGCCGGAUGCCCUAAAGGGAUCUUUAGCAAACACGCUGAGAGAGGCUCGUCCAACCGGUUUCUUGGGGGUUCCUAGAGUGUGGGAAAAGAUGCAGGAGGGGAUGAAAGCUGCUGCUGCCAAGGCGACCCCACUGAAGAAAAGAGUGGCAGAGUGGGCUAAGUCCAUUGGGCUAGAAUACAGCUACAGUGCCAUGAGAGGGGAGAACAUGGUGCCAUGGGGCUUUAUGCUGUCCAACAAUCUGGUCUUUAAGAAGGUUCGUGCUGCUCUUGGUUUGGACCGCUGCAAGCUGUGCUGCACCGGAGCUGCUCCGAUCACAAAGGAGACCCUAGAGUACUUCAUGAGCCUGAACAUCCCAGUGAAGGAGCUCUAUGGCAUGAGCGAGAGUUCCGGCCCGCACACGGUCUCCAUCACUGAGUAUCGUGUUGGAAGCUGUGGGAAGGUGAUACCAGGCUGUAAAACGAAACUGGAGAACCCAGACUCAGACGGGAACGGAGAGAUCUGUUUCUGGGGUCGACAUGUCUUCAUGGGCUACCUUAACAUGCCAGACAAAACGCUGGAGUCUCUGGAUCAGAGUGGCUGGCUGCACUCUGGAGAUCUGGGAAGACACGAUGAGGACGACUUCCUGUACAUCACAGGAAGAAUAAAAGAGCUGAUCAUCACUGCUGGUGGUGAAAACAUCCCUCCUGUGCCCAUUGAGGAUGCCCUGAAGAACGAGGUGCCCAUCAUUAGCAACGCCAUGCUGAUCGGAGAUAAGCUCAAGUUCCUCUCCAUGCUGCUGACACUCAAAUGUGUGAUGGAUGACAAUGGAGACCCAACAGAUGAUCUGAACUCUGAAGCUUUGGACUUCUGUCAGCGGCACAGCGUACAAGCGACCAAGGUGUCAGAGAUCAUAGCCAAUAAGGAACCGGCUAUCUAUAAAGCCAUUCAGGAGGGUUUGGAGCGAGUCAACGCCAAAGCCACAUCCAACGCCCAGAGGGUUCAGAAGUGGGUUAUCCUGGAGCGAGAUUUCUCGGUCGGUGGAGGGGAACUAGGACCCACCCUGAAACUGCGGAGGCCAAUAGUUGUGAAAAUGUAUCAGGAUAAGAUCAACGAAAUGUAUGGGGCAGAAAGGCAGUGAAUUCCUCAGCAGGGGAAGAUGGGAGAUUGGGUGGAUUUAUGUUGUCUAACCCGUCUCUUGUAUCAUAUUUAUGCUUUCAGAUAUUCAGUCUGUGUCAAAGUUGCACAACGUUUUGUUGAUAAAAGUAACUUUGAAGCAAAGCCAGGCCUUCACACUUGUUUAAUACAAGGAGAGCUGAAGUUAGGUGGCUUUUAAGAAAGUAAAGUUUUUACAUUUUUAUAGUGUUGAAUGAAUGUUUUAUAAGCACUGAUCCGUUUUUACCAUUAAGCUGCUCAAUCAUUAGAAAUGUUUUAACUUUUCAUGUCUCAGAGUCUGUUUAUACUCUGACCACCUCUAUGCUCUGCAAAGAGGAAGUAGAAAUGUUUCAUAAUGUGAAUAUAGAAGAAUCCUAUGUGCCUGUAUCUAUCCAAUCCGCCCUUCUGCGAAUUGUAAAUCUAACAUGAAAUGUACAGUUUGACUCCUACUGAAGGUAUAUAUUUAUUGUCUGGAAAUUGUCAAAUAAAGUGAGUGAUUUGGAGCAAAUUAAA
Messenger RNA from Cyprinodon tularosa, 2844 nucleotides. Its product is annotated as long-chain-fatty-acid--CoA ligase ACSBG2-like. Bases 95 to 2317 code for a protein of 740 amino acids. Gene Ontology annotation, cellular component: membrane; endoplasmic reticulum. The transcript has 14 exons. Gene Ontology annotation, molecular function: long-chain fatty acid-CoA ligase activity. The record is from RefSeq and is a predicted model, not a curated record. Lineage: Eukaryota; Metazoa; Chordata; Actinopteri; Cyprinodontiformes; Cyprinodontidae.